Molecule: messenger RNA, 3650 nt
Organism: Camellia sinensis
Lineage: Eukaryota; Viridiplantae; Streptophyta; Magnoliopsida; Ericales; Theaceae
Source: RefSeq, a predicted model, not a curated record
UGGUGCUACUUGUUGUUCAACAUCCCUGCAGCAAAAUGCAUCAUGGCAAAUAAUGAGACAAAUAGAGCAGCAUUGGAGGCCUUCAACGCUGCAAUUGUUCAAGACCCAUUUGGUGCCCUCUCUUCCUGGAAUCAUUCACUCCAUUACUGUCUCUGGAACAACAUUUUGUGUAGUCGCCGACAUCCUGAUAGGGUCAUUGGGAUAACUCUAAUGUCCCAUGGCCUGAUUGGAUCACUCGCACCUCAUGUAGGAAACCUUUCAUUUCUCAAAAGAAUCAUUCUUCCAAACAAUAGCUUCCACGGGUCAAUCCCACAGGAGAUGGGUCACUUGUCUCGACUUCAACUAAUAGAAUUCAACAACAAUUUGUUUGGAGGUGGAAUACCAAACAACCUUUCUUGUUGUUCAAAACUUGAAUGGCUGGACUUUAUCAACAACAAUCUAACCGGAAACAUCCCAGCUGAGUUGGGCUCUUUGCCAAGGCUUCAAACUUUGGGCUUGAGUAAAAACAAGCUUUCAGGUACCAUCCUUCCUUUCAUUGGAAACCUCUCAUCUCUUUUCCAAAUCUAUUUAUUGGAAUGUAAUUUGCAUGGGGAGAUUCCUGCGGAAAUUGCUAGGCUUCGAGGCCUGGCAUAUGUCGACUUAUCUGCGAAUAACCUAUCUGGCAAGGUUCCUUCUGGCCUUUACAAUGUCUCCACCAUCAUUUUGUUAUCAGUAGCUGUUAACCAACUUGAAGGAAACAUUCCUCCUGAUAUAGGCUCCACACUACCUAAUCUCAAGUUACUUUUUCUUUUCGGCAAUUUAUUUACUGGAACAAUUCCUACUUCACUGUCAAAUGCUUCAGAGCUUGAAUCGAUACAAUUAGGUGAAAAUGAUUUCAGCGGGACAAUGCUGAGAGAUCUUGGAAAACUUCUGAGUCUUCGGCAGAUAAGUGUUCCUCAAAAUCGAUUGCAGGAUGACCUCACUUUUAUUUCGUUUCUAACAAAUUGCACCAGUUUACAACAUAUUGAUGCGGGUAACAAUUCUUUUAGAGGUUCAUUGCCGGACUCCAUAGCAAAUCUCUCCACAUAUCUUAGUACUAUAAAUUUGCAUAUUAAUCAAAUACAGGGAAACAUUCCUUCAGGCAUCGGAAACCUCCUCAACCUCACUAUCUUAGCUAUGGCAACAAAUAAUCUUGCUGGCCCUAUUCCAUCCUCCAUUGGCAGACUUCAAAAGCUGCAUGGUCUGUACUUAGGCCAGAAAAAAUUCACAGAACUUCCAUCUUCGCUUGGUAAUUUGACUUCCUUGAUUACUCUCUACUUGUAUGAAAACAACAUGCACAAAAGCAUACCUUCGAGUUUGGGCAAUUGUCAUAGCUUGUUGGAAUUAGCCCUUUAUAAAAAUAAUCUCAAUGGUUCAAUAACCCCUGAAAUUAUGAGUCUCUCCUCCAUUUCAACAAUCCUCUGGUUAGAUCACAAUACACUAACCGGUUCUCUUCCAUCAGAAGUUGGGUCUUUGAAAAACCUUGGAUACAUGGAUGUAUCCUAUAAUAAAUUAUCAGGACCCAUUCCGAACACUCUAAGCAACUGUUUGAGUCUAGAAUGGCUUCACUUGGAGGCCAAUUCAUUUGAAGGAGAGAUACCUCAAAGUUUGAGAAUUUUGAGGGGCUUAAGAGAGUUGGAUCUUUUGCACAACAAUUUGUCAGGGAAGAUCCCAAAUUAUCUAGGCGAGCUUCAACUAGAUAUGUUGAAUUUAUCUUUUAAUAGGCUACAUGGAGAAGUUCCAAUACAAGGAGUGUUUCAAAAUGGGAGUGCAAUUUCAAUUGUUGGAAAUAAUGAGCUAUGUGGAGGUAUUGCAAAAUUAGACCUUCCUCCUUGUCCAUCCUCCAAAUUAAGCAACAACAAGCUAUCUCACAGGAUGAAAGUGAUCCUACUAGUGAUUGGUCUUGUGAUAUUUUUAUCUUUGUUUGUUAGCUUCUUUAUAUUUCUUCAACGGCGUCAUGUUUCAAAAAAGAAGACCUCUAGCACGCCAUCAAUCAAACAUCAAUUUUUGAGGGCUUCUUAUGCAGAGUUUCUCAAGGCCACCAAUGGAUUCUCAGAGGCUAAUCUAAUUGGUGUUGGGAGCUAUGCUUCAGUUUACAAAAGGAUUCUUGAUCAUGUUCAAAUGGUUGUGGCAGUGAAAGUGCUCAAUCUUCAGACCAGAGGAGCUUUCAAGAGCUUCAUGUCAGAAUGUAAGGCACUAAGAGCGAUAAAGCACCGAAAUCUAUUGAAAAUUUUGAGUGUUUGUUCCAAUGUGGAUUUCCAUGGUAAUGAAUUCAAAGCUUUGGUAUAUGAAUUUAUGGCCAAUGGAAACUUGGGCAAUUGGUUGCAUCAAGUCGGAGUUGGAGACCAUGAACAGCUAGAAAAACCUAGGAAUCUUAAACUAAUCCAGAAGCUGGACAUUUCCACUGAUACUGCCUCUGCACUUGAGUAUCUUCAUUGUGGUUGUGAGUCAACAAUUAUUCAUGGUGAUCUAAAGCCAAGUAAUGUUCUUUUGGAUGAUGAGAUGAUGGCCCAUAUUGGAGAUUUUGGGUCGGCAAAAGUUAUUUCUACUGUUUCAAGUGAUGUGGCACAAGGUCAAAGCAAUUCAGUUGCAAUAAGGGGAACCAUAGGCUAUGUUGCUCCAGAGUAUGGCAUGGGGGACAUGGCUUCCACACCAGGGGAUGUAUACAGCUUUGGAGUUCUUUUACUAGAGAUGUUUAUAGGUAAGAAACCAACUGACAACUAACAAUUGAUACUUACCCAAAAAAAAAGAAACCAACUGACGAUAUGUUAAAGGAUCAUCUAAAUCUUCAUAACUUCGUUAAGAAUGCAUUGCCUAAUCGAGUGAUGGAGAUUGUGGAUCCUUGCAUCCUAUUGGGGCAUGACACAAGAAGGUGGAUUAAAGACUGCAUGGUUUCGAUUCUACGAAUUGGGGUUGCAUGUUCAAUGGAAUCGCCAAGAGAUCGAAUGGAAAUGAGGAGCGUUAUUAGUGAAUUGCAUAAGGUGAAAAAUACUUACAUGAAUGAAGGGUUGAACCAAGACCAGGAAGUUGGAAGAGGUUUUACAACAUGAAAACUGAGGUGUGUAUCAUACCCUCUUGACCUAUGCAUAUGCAUACUGAUAUAGAAAAUGUUAUACUCAAAACAAUUUUUUUUUAUUCGAAUUUCUUAGCACUAUACUCAUAGACGUGAAUUCUGUCUAUAUUUAUUAAUAUGGCCCUUACUAAAUUUGUGACUAGUGGUAAGAAAAUCUGAUGAGAAAUUCUUGUAUGUAUAACAUUACUCUACCAAAAUACAUCUUUCUCUCUAUUGAAGCAUCUCAAUUUCAUUUUCUCAUUUUCUUUUUCUUUUUUUAUUCUAAUAAAGCAUGUUUAUUUUAUUGUUGAUCAAGGUUACUUCCAGGGUCCUCCAUAAAUGGUUACCUCAACAAUAUGCUACAUCAACAACCAGUAGAAUACAAGUGGUAGCUUUAUGUUAUUGUUGCCUCAGCAAUCUUUAAUCUAUUGCUUGAUAAGUAACUGUCACUUUCCUCCUUUGGUUAGAUUGUAUUAUAUCAAACAUAUGCUUAUGUGGGAUGUUAUGUUUCUAGCUAAGAUUGUGUGCUUGGGAUUACCAAUAUUUAUUCCUGUUAAAUUAAAACUAUCAUUUCGUUGUA